Molecule: messenger RNA, 1370 nt
Organism: Morone saxatilis (striped sea-bass)
Lineage: Eukaryota; Metazoa; Chordata; Actinopteri; Moronidae
Product: protein 4.1-like
Cellular component (GO): cytoskeleton; plasma membrane
Molecular function (GO): cytoskeletal protein binding
Source: RefSeq, a predicted model, not a curated record
UCUAAACACAUUGUUAAAAGCCGCUUGAUAACGCUUAUGAAUUACCACUUUGUUCAUCUGGUGCUUGUAAGGAAUAGUGGCCGGUGAGCUUUAACACAGGAUCUUUUCUUCUGCUGGUUGAUCUGAGCGGAGCAGGGCUGUCCAGCUAGAGAAGAAAGAAGCUGAGGAAGAGAAGGGUGGACAGGACAAAGAAAACGGCAAGGAGAAAGGUGAGGUGGCUGCCCUGGAGAAAGAGGAAAAGAAGGAGGGGAAGAAGGAGGACAAGGAGUCCAGUCCUGAAGGAGGUAGUAAGGGAGAGAAGGAGAAGACAACAGAGGAGGAAGCUAAAGCUCCCAGAGCUCCACGUCGGCCUAAGACCAUGCAGAUCAAAGUCACCCUACUGGACAACACACUGUAUGAGUGUGAGCUGGAUAAACAUGCCAAAGGCCAGGAGUUGUUCAUGAAAGUGUGUGACCACCUCAACCUGCUGGAGAAAGACUACUAUGGCCUGGCUAUUUGGGAGACAUCCACCAUGAAGACUUGGAUGGACCUAACCAAGGAGAUCCGCAGGCAGGUACAAGGUGCCAACUAUAAUUUCACCUUCAAUGUGAAGUUCUAUCCACCAGACCCAGCCCAGCUGUCUGAAGACAUAACUAGGUACUACCUGUGUCUCCAGUUGCGGAAGGAUAUCCUGCAGGGCCGCCUACCCUGUUCCUUCGUCACCCUUGCCCUGCUGGGCUCCUACGCCUUGCAGUCGGAGCUGGGUGAGUACGACCCCGAGGUGCACAGCAACCAAUACGCUAAGGACAUGAAAAUGGCCCAUGGCCAGACCAAGGAGCUGGAGGACAAAAUGAUGGAGCUGCACCAUACUUACAGGUCAAUGAGUCCGGCCCAAGCAGACCUGAUGUUUCUGGAGAAUGCCAAGAAACUCUCCAUGUACGGAGUAGACCUCCACCAGGCCAAGGAUCUGGAUGGUGUUGACAUCAUGCUGGGGGUUUGCUCUAGCGGUCUUAUGGUUUACAAAGACAAACUGAGGAUCAACCGUUUCCCCUGGCCUAAAGUCCUCAAGGUCUCAUACAAACGCAGCAGCUUCUUCAUCAAAAUAAGACCGUCUGAGGUGGAACAGUACGAGAGUGCAAUUGGCUUCAAACUACCUAAUUACAAGGCGGCCAAGAAACUGUGGAAAGUGUGUGUAGAACAUCACACCUUCUUCAGGCUGACCUCCACUGAGAUGGCCACCACUCCCAGGAAGUUUCUGGCAUUGGGCUCUAAGUUUCGCUAUAGUGGUCGGACUCAGGCUCAGACCAGACAGGCAAGCUCUCUGAUUGACAGACCAGCUCCGCUGUUCCAGCGCUCUUCCAGUAAGAGGAACUCGCGCAGCCUGGAUGGAG